Messenger RNA from Fragaria vesca subsp. vesca, 663 nucleotides. Its product is annotated as trigger factor-like. The transcript is spliced from 8 exons. The record is from RefSeq and is a predicted model, not a curated record. Bases 1 to 663 code for a protein of 220 amino acids. Gene Ontology annotation, biological process: protein transport; protein unfolding; 'de novo' cotranslational protein folding. Gene Ontology annotation, molecular function: ribosome binding; protein folding chaperone; peptidyl-prolyl cis-trans isomerase activity. Lineage: Eukaryota; Viridiplantae; Streptophyta; Magnoliopsida; Rosales; Rosaceae.
AUGGCGUCGAUGAUAACAGUUCCGUCAAAUUUUCCCGCCCUUCGACUUCCCACGCGUUUUCCUGUGAGAAAAUACAACUGCACUUGUGUUGUUGCUUAUCAAAAUGCAACUAAAAUGGGGUUAUUUAUCUCUCAACAUAGUCUCUUCACGCGUGCGCAUGAGAUUGGUUCUGCACGCUUAUCCAGGCCGAUAUACGCAGCGGGUUUAGAGGCGUCUAUUGCAGAAGAAACUCUUUUAAGGUUGAAAACCACAAAGAUUGUUGUCGAGUCCCAAGAUGACAAUAUUAUACAAGUUAGAGUGGACGUGUCUGGGGAUGAAACACAAAAAGUUUUUGAUCAGGUUUUGACAAAUUUGGCACGCACAGCUCCACCAGUUCCAGGAUUUCGCAGACAAAAAGGAGGAAAAACAUCAAAGGUCCCAAAAAGUUUUCUCUUGGAUAUACUUGGUAAAGAGCGUGUCACAAACUUUGUUAUACAAGAAUUAGUAAGCUCUGCUUUGGCUGAUUAUGUAAAGCAGGAAAAUCUGACUGUGAAGGAAAACAAGAUCAAUACCACCCAAUCGGCAGAAGAACUGCAAUCAUCGUUCACCCCAGGGAAUGAAUUUGGAUUCAAUGCUACAAUUGAGCUUGAAAAGGCAGAAAUGGAAAAGCCAAGCGAUGAAUAA